Molecule: messenger RNA, 770 nt
Organism: Aplysia californica (California sea hare)
Lineage: Eukaryota; Metazoa; Mollusca; Gastropoda; Aplysiida; Aplysiidae
Product: TOG array regulator of axonemal microtubules protein 2-like
Exons: 1
Coding region: 1-282 (93 amino acids)
Source: RefSeq, a predicted model, not a curated record
AUGUCCUCUCCCUCCCCCCAGACCUGGCGGAGCGCGUGGUAUCCGCGUAAACAGAAGCCUGUGGUGCUACAUGUGUUGCCCGUCCUCUGGCACCUGCUGGGCUGCAUCAACUCUAGUGGCACAGCGAGCCACGGUGGCGCCCCGGACCUGCGCCAGGCCACCGUCAUGCUUGUCUCCCCUCUCUACGACCUCAUGGGACAGGGCUUGAUGGAGAAAGCCAGUGCUGAACCCAGCAUGACGCAGCGACAGAUCCAGCUGCUACACACUUUGGUAGAGGGAUAGUCCCACACGACACGGUGAAGUCUGACACGACGCAGCAACAGAUUCAGUUGCUACACACUUUGAUAGAGGGACACACUCAACUGCUACACACUUUGAUAGAGGGACACACUCAGCUGCUACACACUUUGAUAGAGGGACAGGCUCAGCUGCUACACACUUUGAUAGAGGGACACGCUCAACUGCUACACACUUUGAUAGAGGGACACCCUCAACUGCUACACACUUUGAUAACCCUCAGUGCAUAGGGAAUGUUUGGCCAGUGUUGUGUUCGUUUAUCUGUCUUUAAGUUUUGUGUUGUGUUCGUUUAUCUGUCUUUAAGUUUUGUGUUGUGUUCGUUUAUCUGUCUUUAAGUUUUGUGUUGUGUUCGUUUAUCUGUCUUUAAGUUUUGCUGGCUGUCAUUGAGGCCACCUGGAGGUGUGUUGUGUGUUUGUGUGACUUGUGUGUUUGUGUGAUUUGUGUGACUUGUGUGUUUGUGUGACUUGUGUGUU